Coregonus clupeaformis (lake whitefish) is the source of this 1755-nucleotide messenger RNA. Its product is annotated as calcipressin-2. The transcript is spliced from 5 exons. The record is from RefSeq and is a predicted model, not a curated record. NCBI's taxonomy places the organism in Eukaryota, Metazoa, Chordata, Actinopteri, Salmoniformes, Salmonidae. Gene Ontology annotation, biological process: calcium-mediated signaling. The coding region runs from base 263 to 982 and encodes 239 amino acids. Gene Ontology annotation, molecular function: nucleic acid binding; calcium-dependent protein serine/threonine phosphatase regulator activity. Gene Ontology annotation, cellular component: nucleus; cytoplasm.
ACCCUCUGCUCCGGAGUAGCCUAGCCCUAGACUAUUGGUCAAAGAAUGCCCCCUGUGGACAUAGCUGUAUUUCAUUACUGGGUUUUACAAAUAUAAUUUGGAUGCAGCAGGCCAGUCAUUGGUGAGUCAAACUGUCUGCAAAAACGUCAAGCGAUAAUCGUCUCGCAGCUGGAAUGCAAGGUUGAUUCACGAAGAACAGUUAGGAGGUAGAGACAACGCUGAAGACACACCAGUCGGACGGAUCCACACUGCACAUACAGCCAUGAAGGGGGAUCAUUUAUUUUCCAACCUGAGAAAAGCCACGUUCUACCAGCGGGUCUACCUACUGGGAGGAGAGGAGCUGCUGGUGGUGCAAAGCACUGUGGGAGUUUCCACGCUGGGUGACAGCUUCCACCAGAUCACCGACUUCAAUGACCUGCCCACCUCCCUAUUUGCCUGCAAUGUGGACCAGUCCGUGUUUGAGGAGCAGGAAGGCAAGGAGAUGUUCGAGGCUCUGUUCCUGUCCUAUGAUGAGCGGGUGACAUUCCAGCUGUUCAAGAGUUUCCGGCGUGUCCGCCUCAACUUCAGCAACCCCAAAGCUGCCGCCAGCGCCAGGAUAGAGCUGCACGAAACGCCCUUCAGGGGCAAGAAGCUCAAACUCUACUUCGCCCAGGUUCAGAACCCAGUAUCAGACAGUGAUAACCUGCACCUGGCUCCUCCUCAGCCCUCUAAACAGUUCCUCAUCUCCCCUCCUGGCUCACCGCCCAUUGGCUGGCAGCAGAUAGACGAGGCCACGGCCGUCAUCAACUACGACCUGCUCUAUGCUGUGGCCAAACUGGGCCCCGGAGAGAAGUUUGAGCUGCAUGCGGGAACAGAGUCCACUCCCAGUGUCGUAGUUCAUGUGUGCGAUAGCGACACCGAGGAGGAGGAAGAGGAACCAAAGAAUUGCCCCAAACCAAAAAUCAUCCAGACCCGGCGUCCCGACCUUCCUGUGUCCAACUGAACUCUGUCCCCCUGCCACUUCCUGCCGUAACAUCCUCGUCUGGAGGAAGGAGAAUCUGACCCCCAUCUCUCUCUCUCACAGGAACAUUCCCCAUGUUCAGCCCCCCCCCUCCCCGCCUUAAGGCCGCCCGCCUGGGCCAGAGGGGGAGUGAUCUCUGUUCCUCGUCCUCGCCGACAUACAGCCGUUGAUGUGCUACAUGUAUGAUCACAGAGUUUGUUUCCGUCUGUUGGCAAUACUCUACUAUCAUUUUCACUUUUCUAGAUUCAGCCACCAUGCCCUCAGUGAUUGGUUCCUGUCUUUAUGAUUCUGUAAAUGUAAUGUCACACAGUUAGCAGCAGCGCCUUGCUUUGAGCUCUGCCUCUGAUUGGCUUAGCGGUUGUGGUGCAUGCCAGUGUAAAGAAGCCCCUAGGUCGCCUUUAUGGACGUGUGUUAGCUUUGCUCUCGCACCACUGCGUAUGUACUACAAGCACUGAUGAUGAAUAGCGCUUCUCUCAUCAGGGCAUGCUAGCCACUGAGGUGGUGGGGGACUGGCGCUGCAUGAAUUGAAGUAACCCUAAGGAAUAUUAUGAUAAAUACUCAAUACUUAAAGUUGUCAGAGGUAAUUCCUCGUGUUGUCAGUGCUGUCUGUCGACCAUGGGAAUGGUCGAAUGGUUUUUUUUUAUCUUGCCAAUGCAUGCACUGGUAUGAUACAGUUUGUGUAUUUACAGUUGAAGUCGGAAGUUUACAUACACUUAGGUUGGAGUCAUUAAAACUCGUUUUUCAACCACUCCACA